This is a messenger RNA of Zychaea mexicana, 521 nucleotides long. RefSeq names its product C2 domain-containing protein. Bases 47 to 355 code for a protein of 102 amino acids. Lineage: Eukaryota; Fungi; Mucoromycota; Mucoromycetes; Mucorales; Lichtheimiaceae. The transcript has a single exon. The record is from RefSeq and is a predicted model, not a curated record.
GGAUGGAUAGGAUGUAUGGAACUAAAAAGGAGAUACGCCUGGGUACAUGUGUAGCGAGUUGUGGCUCGAUGACGACUACAAGCAGCGUUCAAGCGAAGUCAAAAACAGUAACAACCCCGUCUGGAACGAGACCUUUACCUUCAACAUUCCCCAAGGCUCGUCUGACAAGAAGCUUUAUCUCAAGGUUCUCGACAAGGAUUUAAUUGGCAGCGACAAAAUUGGCGAUGCCAAGGUUAAUGUCAAGGAUAUUAUCAAUGGUGGCCAAACCUUUGACGAGUGGGUCAAGUUGCCAGCCAAGCUUGGUUUGUCCAGUCAUGGCGAACUGCGCGUGAGCAUCUAUUUCACGCCCAACUAAACAGCCGCUCGUUGUACCUACAUACAAAUUAUAUCUACAUACAGCAUCUUAAGUAGUGAAUAAUAACUAUUAUAUAAGCACCAUUAUCUUUUCUCCCGUUUUCCCUUGGCUUCUAAUUAAAUACAACAAUUUGCAAACACUAAAAAAAAGGCUUCUCUGGGAUUCU